AUGGGUUUACAAGUGGUUCUCAAGUCCAUCAUCAAGGCCAUGGCCCCUCUGCUUCAAAUCGGUCUCCUGGUGCUAUUCGCUGUGGUCAUCUUCGCCAUCAUCGGCCUCGAGUUCUAUUGCGGGAUCCUUCACAAGACCUGCUACAACCUGGGAGACCUCGAUGAGAUCGUGCCCGAGGGACAGCACGCAACUCCGUGCAACACGGACAACGAGACCGAGGCUCCGACGGGGAGCUACGUUUGCAACGGGACCAAGUCCGUGUGCGACGAGAAGUGGGAGGGACCCAAUCAGGGGAUCACGUCCUUCGACAACGUUGGGUUCGCCAUGCUGACUGUGUUCCAAUGCAUCACCAUGGAAGGAUGGACUUCCAUUCUUUACUGGACCAAUGACUCUCUGGGGAGUUACUACAACUGGAUCUACUUCGUGCCAUUGAUCGUUCUGGGUUCUUUCUUCAUGCUCAACUUAGUCCUAGGAGUUCUCAGCGGAGAAUUCUCCAACGAGAGGGUGCGGGUGGCCCGAAAGGCGACGUAUCUGCGGCGGAAGAAACUGAAGACCGUGAACGAGGCGCUCCGCGGAUACAUUGAUUGGCUGUGUUUUGCAGAGUUUGCCAAAGAAAGAGAACGCGUAGAGAAUAGGCAGGAAUUUCUCAAACUUCGGAGGCAUCAAAAGUUGGAGCGAGAGUUGAAUGGCUAUGUGGAAUGGAUCUGUAGGGCUGAGGAAGUGAUCCUGGCCGAGCAGCGGACGACGGACGAGGAGAGGAUGCACAUCAUGGAAGCGAGGAGACGCGCAGCAGCCAAGCGGAAAAAGCUGAAGCAAUUGGGAAAGAGCAAAUCCACGGACACGGACGAGGACAUGGAGGAAGAUAACGAAGAGGAUGCUUCAUAUUUGAAGUCGAAAGUGAAGAACCAAGGGGCAUGCAAAGACUUCUGGAGAGCCGAGAAGCGCUGCCGGUUCUUCAUACGGAAGUGUGUGAAGACCACGUGGUUCUAUUGGUUCGUCAUCGUGCUUGUGUUUCUCAAUACCGUCUGUGUUGCUGUUGAGCACUAUAAUCAGCCCCUUUGGCUGUCCAAGUUUUUGUAUUACGCCGAGUUUGUGUUUCUAGGACUGUUCAUCUCUGAAAUGUUGAUCAAGGUGUAUGCCUUGGGACCACGGAUUUACUUCGAGUCUGCCUUCAAUCGCUUUGAUUGUGUUGUCAUAAGUGGGUCAAUAUUUGAAGUGAUAUGGAGUGAAUUGAAAAGUGGGUCUUUCGGAUUUUCUGUGCUUCGCGCCCUGCGUCUCCUCAGGAUCUUCAAAGUCACCAAGUAUUGGGCAAGCCUCCGGAACCUUGUGAUCUCGUUGCUGAGCUCCAUGAGAUCCAUCAUCUCCCUCCUCUUCCUUCUCUUCUUGUUCAUCCUCAUCUUCGCGUUGCUCGGGAUGCAACUGUUCGGAGGAGCGUUCAACUUCCCGUCUGGCACUCCUCCCGCCAAUUUCAACUCCUUCCCCAUUGCUCUCCUCACUGUCUUCCAGAUCCUGACCGGAGAAGAUUGGAACGAACUCAUGUACCUGGGAAUCGAAUCGCAAGGAGGGAUUCACGACAACGGCAUGAUCUACUCCUUGUACUUCAUCGUCCUUGUCCUCUUCGGCAACUACACCCUGUUGAACGUAUUCUUGGCCAUCGCCGUGGACAACCUGGCGAACGCCCAGGAAAUGACAGCAGCAGAAGAGGAGGCAGAAGAAGAAGGCAGAGAGAAAGCGGAAGCAGAGCUUCAAAAGGAGAUCGAUGCUCUCACGGCGGGGAAGAAAACGACAGCCGAGCCUGAUGCUCCAGAAGAGGAAGAGGAGACGACCGGGCCGAGACCCAUGCUUCCCUAUUCCUCCAUGUUUAUCUUCUCCUCCACCAACCCGAUCAGGAAGGCGGCGCAUUGGGUCGUGAACCUGCGGUACUUCGACACCUUCAUCAUGAUCGUGAUCACGAUGAGCAGCGCCUCGCUGGCUGCCGAGGACCCCGUCGAGGAGAAGUCUGAUCGCAACCUGGUCCUCAACUAUUUUGACUACGCUUUCACUGGUGUCUUCACCGUCGAAAUGGUCCUAAAGGUUGUGGACCAAGGAGUGAUAGGCCACCCUGGAUCUUACCUACGAGAUUUCUGGAACAUAAUGGAUGCAGUGGUGGUCGUGGUAGAUCUAGGAAUAGUGCUUCAUCACGGAUCCUAUUGUCGAGAUCCCUGGAACAUUCUUGACGCCAUAGUAGUCAUCUGUGCCCUUAUCGCCUUUGCUUUCUCGGGGAGCUCAACCGGUCAGAACCUGAGCACGAUCAAGAGCCUUCGGGUGCUUCGAGUCCUGCGGCCGCUGAAGACGAUCAAGCGCGUCCCCAAGUUGAAGGCCGUCUUCGACUGUGUCGUGAACUCGUUGAAAAACGUCUUCAACAUUCUCAUCGUUUACUUGCUCUUUCAAUUCAUCUUUGCUGUCAUCGCCGUCCAGCUCUUCAAUGGCAAGUUCUUCUACUGCAACGACGAGUCGAAGUUCUACGAAGACGAAUGCCAAGGAGAGUACUUUGUGUUCCACGGAGACGAACGCCCCCCAGAUGUCGAGCAUCGGAAUUGGCAAAAGCAGGAUUUUCAUUACGACAACGUGGCCGCCGCCAUGCUGACACUCUUCGCCGUUCAGACGGGAGAGGGCUGGCCAGCAGUGUUGCAGAACUCCAUGGCCGCGACGUAUGAGGACUAUGGACCCGUCCCUCAUUACCGGAUCGAGAUGUCGAUUUUCUAUAUCGUCUACUUCAUCGUGUUUCCCUUCUUCUUCGUCAACAUCUUCGUUGCCUUGAUCAUCAUCACCUUCCAGGAGCAGGGAGAGGCGGAGUUGCAGGACGGUGAGAUCGAUAAGAACCAGAAAUCCUGCAUCGACUUCGCAAUCCAAGCGAAACCGCUCGAGAGGUACAUGCCGAAGGACCGGAACUCCAUCAAGCACAGCAUCUGGAGGAUCGUCGUCUCCACGCCGUUCGAGUACUUCAUCAUGGCCCUGAUCGUCAUGAACACAGUCCUCCUCAUGAUUAAGUAUUACAACCAGAGCGAGGUGUACAAGAAAACUCUGCAAGAUAUGAACACAUUCUUCACUGCCCUCUUUACCGUUGAAUGUAUUCUCAAGAUAAUUGCCUUUGGCCUCAGGUUCCUUUCAGUUUCAAAUAAUCAUCGUCCAGCUGCUUCCUCAGUUUCGGUUUCCUUUACUGAAGGAAGGAAUAUUCUCCGUUUCUCCUCUUCCCACUUUUACACGCAACCUGAACGAUACGAGUUGGCCCUAAGCUACGCCAACUCCGUUUUCACCCUCCUCUUCCUCAUCGAGUGCAUUCUCAAGCUUACUGCUUUUGGAUUCCGGAAUUUCUUCCAAGACACUUGGAAUACAUUCGACUUGAUCACCGUUUUGGGGAGCAUCGUAGACGUGAUUGCUGUCGAGAUCGGAUCUAAUAGCAUGAACGUGUCGUUCCUGAGGCUGUUCCGUGCCGCUCGUCUCAUCAAGCUCCUCCGUCAAGGUUACACCAUCCGCAUUCUUCUUUGGACCUUCAUUCAGUCUUUCAAGGCCCUGCCAUACGUGUGUCUCCUGAUCGCCAUGCUGUUCUUCAUCUAUGCCAUCAUCGGGAUGCAGGUGUUUGGAAAUAUUGCCUUGGACCCCGAAACCUCCAUUACGAGACAUGUCUCAUGCUUCUCUUCAGGCAAUUUCUUGAACGCAUUUUGGGUAUACCAUAGAUGUGCAACCGGUGAAAACUGGCAAGCCAUCAUGCUAUCUUGUAUCGCUGGAAGAGAAUGCGACGAACUCGCCUUGAAAACAAGCAAGGAAAACAAAACAUGUGGCAAUAACGUCGCUUACAUGUACUUCGUUUCCUUCAUCUUCUUCUGCUCUUUUCUGUGCCUUUCGCCUCGUCUUCAGGAGAUUUCGCUUUUCGUGGUUUUGAAAAGGCAGUCCGAAUGUAUCGCCCAGAUGCUGAAUUUGUUCGUGGCUGUCAUCAUGGACAACUUCGACUACCUAACCCGUGACACGUCCAUCCUCGGAGCCCACCACUUGGACGAGUUCAUCCGGAUCUGGGCAGAAUACGACCCCAACGCCACAGGGAAGAUCCAUUACACGGAGAUGUACGACAUGCUGCGGAACAUGGAUCCACCUCUGGGGUUCGGGAACAAGUGCCCAUCUCGGUUAGCCUACAAGAAGCUCAUCCGGAUGAACAUGCCGCUGGACGAGGAAGGCAAAGUGCAGUUCAGUACGACCUUGUUCGCGCUGAUCCGAGAGAACCUUCAGAUCAAGCAACGCGCUGCCGAGGAGAUGGAUCAGGCGGAUCUGGAACUCAAGGAGGUCAUCCAGAAGCUCUGGCCCCUGCAGGCCAAGAAGAACAUGGACCUCCUCAUCCCGCCGAAGAAAGGCACGCAACUCGGUACGAAUCACUUAACCGUGGGCAAGAUCUAUGCAGGUUUGCUCGUUCUUGAGAACUGGCGAACCACCAAGUUUGGGAAGAUACAACCUGCUGGACUACCGGUGAGUUCACCUCUCUAUGAAAAAAAAAAGAAUUCCUAUCAAGAGAGCCCACAGGUGAAAACCAGGGGUCAUCGUGAGCUCCCAGGUCUCGUCGGGUUUUUAUGUCCAUGUCAUUAG
This is a messenger RNA of Darwinula stevensoni, 4614 nucleotides long. NCBI's taxonomy places the organism in Eukaryota, Metazoa, Arthropoda, Ostracoda, Podocopida, Darwinulidae. The record is from the annotation of a GenBank genome assembly.